GCGGCGGUCAGCCGAGGGUGGGGUGCGCCAGUGCUGGGGUCGGUGCGCAGACAUGCCCCGAAGGAGGCUGGAGGCUGCCCUUGCAGCGCUCAGUGUAGGUCCAACUCCCAAGGGUGUGGGGAGAGCGCGCCCUACGCUCUAAUGGAGACGACAGACUCUGGAGUAGGAAUUACAGAGCUGGUGCGAGCCUCGCCCCUGCCGCUGACCGGCUCUUGAUCAUGAAUACGCUACUUGUGGAAGUCAGACCAAAUAGCAGGAAGGUUUUGCAGCAAGAUGGAUGUGAGAAAGGACCAGUCUCGCUUGAUGCUCCAUCAGACACCUGAUUCUCAUCAAGAAGAGAGCCGUGUUCCAGAAGUCAUUGGAACUUGGAGUUUGCGAAACAGAGAGCAACUCAGAAAAAGAAAAGCCGAAGCUCAAGAAAAGCAGUCUUCACAAUGGCAGUUUGGAGAGAAAAAACACAAGCGGCAGAGAACAGGAAGAGGAAAUCAAAGAGGCCGAAAGAGACAACAAAAGACAGAACUGAAGGCGGAGCCUGGGUCACAUUUAGAAAAGGAAAUUAUGGAGAAAGCUCUGGCACUUACGGAGAAAGAAAGUGAACCACCUAGGAGUGUAACUGAAGCUCUCCCCUCGGGGGCCUCCCCCCAAAGAGUUGUGCCUGAGAAACAUUUUUCUGCAAUAGAUCAAGAAAGCAUUAUACAUCAGGAAAGCUCUUCUGAGUACCAAGAAACAGUGGUACAAAACCACCCUUCUGACAUAUGCCAAGACAGGGCUGGACCCGAAGACCUCUCUCCUAAAAGGUGCCCAGAAACAGCUGUUCUUCAAGACCAUCCUUCCAAAAGCCACCAUGAUACGACCGAGCCUGAAGACCUCUCUCCUAAAAUGUGCCAAGAAACAGCUGUAGCCAAAGCCCUUCCUUCUAAAACAUCUGAAGACGUAGCUGACCUGGAAGGAUGCUCUCUUGAAGCAUACCCCAAACCAGAUGUACCUAAAGGCUAUGCUCUUGAAGCAUACCAAAAAAGAGCUGAACUCGAGGAAUACAAUUCUGCACCAGGUGAAGGAGUAGCGGAGACUGAAAGCUUCCUUCCAAAAACACAAGAAACAGCGGUGCCUAAAGACCUUUCUACAAAAACAUCCCAAGAAACAGCUGAACCCGAACAGUUUUCCCCUAAAACAUAUAAAGAAAUCACUGUCCCUAAUGCCCCCUCUCAUAAAACAAUCCAAGAAACACCAGCUCCUGAAGAAUAUCCACCUGAAAUGUACCAAGAAACACCCGGGCAAGAAGAAUACUCACCUGAAAUAUACCAAGAAACCCCUGGGUAAACCCCUGGGUGUGAAGAAUAUUCACCUGAAAUAUACCGAGAAACGCCUGGGCCUGAAGACUGCUCACCUGAAAAAUAUCAAGAAACACCUGGGCCUGAAGACCUCUCUACUAAGACAUAUAGAAAUAAAGAUCUGUCUAAAGAACACUUUCCAGAACCAUACCAAGAAACAGGUGGGCCCCAAAGCCAGGAUCCUAAAGCACACCAGGAAGAUGCUAAGGAUGUUUCCACUUUUCCUCAAGAAAUUAAAGAACGCAAAGCAGAAGAACCAGAGACACCAGCAAUUCCAAACAUUCCUCAAGAGCUUCACCCAGAAAAUGACGUCCAUAGUUACGUUUUGUUUUAACAAAUGCUCAACUAUCAUAGUUGUCCAACAAAAUACACAUCUUAAUAUACUAUAUGUGUGAUUUUCUCAAAUAUGGUAAAAAUCUCUACAAUACUCAUUAAAAUUUUAACAGUAUUUUUCCCCGAUGUAUAGACAAUAGCUGAAAGAGAGAACUCAAGUGUUUUUCAGGCUCUACCACA
This is a messenger RNA of Equus quagga, 1844 nucleotides long. RefSeq names its product hemogen (gene HEMGN). Lineage: Eukaryota; Metazoa; Chordata; Mammalia; Perissodactyla; Equidae. The transcript has 6 exons. Gene Ontology annotation, cellular component: nucleoplasm. The record is from RefSeq and is a predicted model, not a curated record. Gene Ontology annotation, biological process: regulation of osteoblast differentiation; cell differentiation.